Messenger RNA from Acanthisitta chloris (rifleman), 1411 nucleotides. It is a transcript of the gene PITPNB, whose product is annotated as phosphatidylinositol transfer protein, beta. The annotation marks the transcript as partial. Gene Ontology annotation, biological process: phospholipid transport. The transcript is spliced from 10 exons. Gene Ontology annotation, molecular function: phosphatidylinositol transfer activity; phosphatidylinositol binding; phosphatidylcholine binding. Gene Ontology annotation, cellular component: cytoplasm. Lineage: Eukaryota; Metazoa; Chordata; Aves; Passeriformes; Acanthisittidae. The record is from RefSeq and is a predicted model, not a curated record.
CCGAGUGGUUUUACCUUGCUCAGUGCAGGAGUAUCAAGUUGGGCAGCUGUACUCUGUGGCAGAAGCUAGCAAAAAUGAAACAGGAGGUGGGGAAGGAAUUCAAGUCUUAACAAAUGAGCCUUAUGAGAAGGAUGGUGAGAAGGGACAAUACACUCACAAAAUCUACCACUUAAAGAGUAAGGUCCCUGGGUUUGUGAGGAUGAUUGCUCCAGAAGGCUCCCUGGUGUUCCACGAGAAGGCCUGGAAUGCCUAUCCCUACUGUAGAACAAUUGUGACAAAUGAAUACAUGAAAGAUGACUUCUUCAUAAAAAUCGAGACCUGGCAUAAACCAGAUCUGGGGACAACAGAGAACGUGCACAAUUUAGAUCCCAACACGUGGAAGGGCGUUGAAGUUGUCCAUAUUGACAUUGCAGAUAGAACUCAAGUAGAACCAGGGGACUACAAAGCUGAUGAAGACCCUGCAUUAUUCCAGUCAGUUAAGACAAAGAGAGGACCUCUGGGGCCAAAUUGGAAGAAGGAGCUAGCAACUGAUGAGGAGUGUCCCAAAAUGUGUGCUUACAAGUUGGUGACCAUCAAAUUUAAGUGGUGGGGGCUGCAAAACAAAGUCGAAAACUUUAUACAGAAGCAAGAAAAGAGGAUAUUUACCAACUUCCAUCGCCAGCUGUUCUGUUGGAUUGACAAGUGGAUUGAGCUGACCAUGGAGGACAUCAGGAGAAUGGAGGAUGAGACCCAGAAGGAGCUGGAAGCGCUGCGUAACCAAGGGCAGGUGAGAGGAACGAGUGCUGCCAACGACGAGUGACGCGGCCGCCGCCGAGCUGGGUGUGUGUGGGUGCAUGACUCUGUAUAUAACUCUACACGCACAUACAGGCCCAGGGGUGGGAACAGUGUCUCCGGGUGCUACACCUGUCCUAGCAAAGAUUCCCAGGAAACUGCUUUCAUUAUGUAUACCCCCAAGCAAAUAAAAAUCAAGUGAGUAGUGUCAUUUAAAGGAUAAAUUUUGCUAACUGGUAUGUUCAUGAAUGUCAAUACUGGACCAAUUUCUGCCCUAUUCGUUUUUUCCUCCUGUCCGAGUCAACUCUGCUCUAACUCACCCAUCUCUCGUUGUAAAGAAACAACUCAAAACAAGGUAAUUUCAGUUUUAUGUCUUCCCUAUGUGAUCAGUUUUGGAAUAGGAACAAUGAAUGUAUUUAUAGCUAUUUAUUGCUGGAUUGUCAUUAUCCUAUAGUCAAGUCAGGAAAUAAAAAAUUUCUAUUAGUGAGAUUUGGAAGACUUUUACUGUUAAAUAAGUUUAACCCAAACUUUAGCCACUCACUGACUUAAAAGGCAAAAAAAAAUAUGUUUUAUUGGACUUUUGUACAUUGAAAUGCUAAUGGUUUUUCUUCAUUAAAAUUGGCAAGAUUAAGGAAAAAAA